Molecule: messenger RNA, 1232 nt
Organism: Phoenix dactylifera (date palm)
Lineage: Eukaryota; Viridiplantae; Streptophyta; Magnoliopsida; Arecales; Arecaceae
Product: alpha-soluble NSF attachment protein-like
Biological process (GO): SNARE complex disassembly; intracellular protein transport
Cellular component (GO): vacuolar membrane; SNARE complex
Molecular function (GO): syntaxin binding; soluble NSF attachment protein activity
Source: RefSeq, a predicted model, not a curated record
UAGAACCACCCAACAUCGACACCUCUCGCCUCCCUCCGGUGCAACGGGCUUUAAUUCGCUGAAAAGAAGAGGUGGGACAGAAGGAUAAGAAAAGAUUGGGGACGAUGGCGGAUCAGACGGCGAUAGGGGAGGAUUUCGAGAAGAAGGCGGAGAAGAAGCUCAAUGGAUGGGGUCUCUUCGGAUCCAAGUACGACGACGCCGCCGAUUUGUACGAUAAGGCCGCGAAUUGCUUCAAACUUAGCAAGAAAUGGGAUAGAGCUGGAGCCGUAUACAUCAAACUUGCUAGUUGUCAUUUAAAGUUGGAAAGCAAGCAUGAAGCUGCUUCAGCUCAUGUCGAUGCGGCAAACUGUUACAAGAAAACCUCAGUUCAAGAUGCUGCGCAGUCCUUAAACCAGGCUGUGAAUCUUUUCUUGGAGAUAGGCAGAUUGAACAUGGCUGCAAGAUACUGCAAGGAACUUGGUGAGUUGUAUGAACAAGAGCAGGAUUUGGAGAAGGCCAUGGAUUACUUUGAGCGGGCUGCUGAUCUUUUUGAAAGUGAAGAAGUAACAAGUUCUGCUAACCAAUGCAAGCAAAAAAUUGCACAAUUUGCUGCUCAGCUAGAACAAUACCCAAAGGCAACUGAAAUAUUUGAAGCAAUAGCACAGAAGUCAGUGAACAACAAUCUUCUGAAGUAUAGUGUUAAGGGUAUUCUUCUUAAUGCUGGCAUUUGCCAGCUCUGUCGAGGUGAUGUUGUUGCCAUCACUAAUUCAUUAGAGCGAUAUCAGGAACUUGACCCAACUUUUUCAGGCACACGUGAAUACAAGCUGUUAGCUGAUUUAGCAGCUUCAAUGGAAGAGGAAGAUGUUGGGAAGUUUACUGAUGUCAUCAAGGAAUAUGAUAGCAUGACCCGGCUGGAUUCUUGGAAAACCACACUUCUGUUGAGAGCGAAGAAUGCACUGAAAGCAAAGGAGGAGGAAGAAGAUGAUCUGACUUGAGGCCCAUAAAUUUCAUUGCUUAUUCUUUAUUUUGUCUAUACUUACUGGAUGGUGGCUUUUGGUCUGUGCAUGUAAACGAGUUUGGAUAUAUGAGGAUACGCUAUGCUUUUCAGCCGUGUUAAUGAGUCUGUUGCUCCUGGAGUUCCUGUUUUCCACCUCGAUCAUCAGAAUACCUGAAUGUCUGUAAUAAAAGUUGGUGUUUGUUUUUUAUUUUAAGGUUGCGUCACAAACAAUAGUGCAAUAUAGUAUAAUUGGGCA